Molecule: messenger RNA, 3361 nt
Organism: Paramecium octaurelia
Lineage: Eukaryota; Ciliophora; Oligohymenophorea; Peniculida; Parameciidae
Source: the annotation of a GenBank genome assembly
CUGGAUGAAUAGAAUCAUUAGAUUUGGAUUUGCUACUUACGAGUCAUUGAUAUAGAAAUUAAGCAGUGCUGAUAGUCCUUCAUCUAUCUUACAAAUCUUCUAACAAAACAAAGAUUUGUUUAAGCAAGAGCAUGUAGUGCUAUCUUUGAGAAUGUUGGGUAGAUAUAGUAGAUAAUUGGGUCACGAUAACAACUAUUCCGAAUUAACUGGGAAGUUGAAUGAUAUAGUGGAUUAAUUAACUGAAUACGGUAUAUAUACUUGAAUAUUCAUUAAUGUAGAUGUAAUCGAUGUCUUGUUUUGGCUGAGGAAAUUUAGAUAAAAUAAAAUACCUACUAACUUCCAAUAAUAGUCUUAAAACAAAUUAUUCUAGAGAAUUCAAUAGAUGUCAGAGAAUCAAAUGUUCUCAUUUAGAAAUAUGUGUAAUGUCUAUUUCGACUUAUCCCUCCUUAAUCAUUCAAAUGACCAAUUGGCAAAAUCAAUCUCUGAAUAACUCCUUACUACUAAAUAGCUUUCCCCAUUCUUAAUCAUCCAACUCUUCAGUUCCCUUGUGGUUAAGGUAAACAAUUGCUCACUCUCAAAAUAUGACACUUAAAUCCUUAACAACGGUGUCAAAGUGGUUGAAGGUCUCUUAGAGGAAUUAGACGUUGAAUAGGUAACAUGUAAUUUAUAUUUAGAAAUCCUUACUCUUCAAAAGUCUUGCUGAAAUACAAUUUCAAAAUAUUGCACCAAAGUAUUCACUUCCCCAUUUAAUCAAGUAAGUGAAGGACCUAUUGCUAUAAAAGAUUGAAUUAUUAUAGGAAGACUCAGUCCUUAAUAUUUUUAAGGCAUAUACAAGUUUACCAAGAUACUUUGACCAAGAUCUUAUUAAAGAAUUGAAGGACAUGAUUGUAACAACUAUUGAGUAGAAUCCAAAUAAUUUAUCAUCAAAAUUCUUAAUACUUCUCAUUGAAAGGAUUUCCACCUCUCAUGGUUCAAAAUACCCUUCAGAUUUGAUCAAAAAGAUCGUUGGAGAAUUGACCUAGAGAAUAUCCAAGAAGGAAGUAGAAACUCCACUCAUAAGCUAAUUGUGUGCUAAUUUGUUGAGAUAUAAGAAAUUUGAAGAUUUGGCAGUAGUUUUGAAAGACAGUGGAGAGAGCAAUCUUAAAAUCCUCAAUUAUUUAUACAUUAACGGAAUCAAUUUGAAAGAAUACGUUAACUAAUACGUUUAGAUUUAAGAAUCAAAGAGAAUCAACACCUACAAUGCUUUACAUUAUUUGAUCUAUGCUCAUAGAGACGCAUAAGAACACGAAGAAAAGUUCAUGGCCAUUUGCAAAUCAGUUAUCUAAUCAAACCCACAUUCUCUAUUGAAAACCAUCCUUGACAUCAACAUCAAUUCUCAAAUCAAGUCUUAAGUACAAGAGGAGGCAUUCAUGCAAAUCAUUGAAAAUGUCAAAGAAAAAAAGACUGACAUCUUCAAAGUGUUGAAGGAAUUACUCAAUUCUUGCAUUAAUCAUAGAUGUAAAUAAGCUUUGUUAUAACUAAAUGAUUAAUCGGAAGACAAAUUACAAGCUAAAUUAAUAUUAAGUAAAGUUAUUGGAGACAUGAGUGAUUUCGAUUCUGAUAGAUUAUCAAUAAUUUUGUAAUUGUUACAAAAAGAUCCAAAAAAUAUCCCAAUUUUCAGGUUUGUUGAUUAUUUAACUUUGAAUGUCUAAAGUCUUAAUGGGUUAGUAAGAAGCGAUCAAAUCUAAUGGGUAUGUUAAGUUUUAUAACUUGCAUUUUUAAAUUAACCAAGUGCUAGAUUAAAUGCUUUAGUCAGCUUUGUUGAAAGAUUUGAAAGUGCCGGUUACAGCAGUAGAUAAGUUAUUUAGUUAGUUAAGAGAGUUUCUGAAUAAUUCAGAGCAGCUAAUCCAACUUCUCCAUAUCCAGAUUCAGCUUUUGUUUAAAUCAUGAUCAACUAGGGUAUUAUGACCCCUGAAGAUGCUGUCAUCUAAUUGAAUAAUGAAAAAUCAUACUAUUACUUAAAAGUUUAGUUAUGUGGUAUUGCACUACAAUUAGAUAAUCCUCCAGAGAAUGUAAUUUAAUUAAAAGACAAAAUUAAAGCUGAUUGUCAACUUGAUGCUGAAGAAAUGAAAAUAAAAUAGAUUUAAGAAGUAAUUACUUUAUUUAAAUUAACACAAAAUGAGACUGACAAAAUCAAAAGUCAAAUCAAGGCUUAUGCAUCAAAGUUGACACAAAGAUAAUAUUUCGAUUUGGUUAUGAAUGCCAAAGAACCCACCCUCAUAAAGGAAUUAGCUUAUAAUUUCCCUUAAGUUGGUACUAAAAUAGCACUCCCUAAAUUAAUUAAGAUUAUAGAAAAGUUUUAAAAGAAUAAUGUUGCUAAUCAGAUGAUCUACAAUAUUUUAUUAGAAUAAUAUGGCUUGUAAUUCAGUGGUGCCUUUAAUGAAUUGAGAGUCCAAGUUCUCAGUAUUUUAGCAAAUGGCAAACUUAAGUAAGUCGAUGUAUUCUUGAAAACACUUGAAAAAAUCAGUAAAGCUCCUUAAUUCUAUAAGACUUACUUUGGUGAUAUUUUAGAAUCUCUAAUUUAAUUAGGUAUUACUGAACCAGAUGUUGUCAAUUUAAUUAAAUCUAUGGCUGAUAGAUCAAAUCUUAAUAGUCAAUCAAGUUUGAAAUUGCUUCAUUAUUAUGUUUUGGCUGAUCAACCCUUUGAAGAAAUAGAGAAGAUAGCAAAUACUUUGGAAACUUUAAAAGCCAGAGAGACCUAUAGAAUUAAUACAAUCUAUGAAAUAUUGAAAAGAACACAUCCAGAAUCAAAAGCCACCUAAAUUCAUGAAGCCCUAGUCAAGGAGGAGAAAAUCGCAAAUACUCAAAAGAAAAAUCAAUAUACAGUUGAGUACAUCCAAAAGCUGUUACAAGCAGUGGGAGUUGAAGUAGAAGCCAAUUAUUAAAUGGAUAGAGUUCAAAUUGAGCUUUAUCUACCCUAAACGUAUUACCUCUAUUUAAAUUUAGUUAAUAAUCAAUCCUGAUCUUAACUGGAUAUAACUUAAAUUACGACAAAAUUACAUUAACUGGAAGCGGCUUACUACAAAAGAAGUUAUUCGCCCUUCUAUCUAAAUAAGUCAUCACCGUCAAUUUUAAAGAAUUGUUUGACAUAACUAAUUAUGAGGAUAAAGUUAAAUAUUUAUAAAAUUAAGGUAUUUGAUUUAUUUAUUGUUAGGAAUUUCAAUUGCUGUUGACCCUACUACAGUUGAUUAUAGUGCAGUCAAAUAAAUUGAAAAGAGAGAUAACCAAAAAAGACCAAAUCAGAAAAAGUAGUAAAAUUAGCAAAUCGACCAAGAUGAAACUCAUGAACAUGUAGAAGGAUGAUGAGCUCUUUAGUAUUUCU